Molecule: messenger RNA, 870 nt
Organism: Phalaenopsis equestris
Lineage: Eukaryota; Viridiplantae; Streptophyta; Magnoliopsida; Asparagales; Orchidaceae
Exons: 2
Coding region: 130-681 (183 amino acids)
Molecular function (GO): protein binding
Source: RefSeq, a predicted model, not a curated record
CUCUGUUCUUCUCCUAAAUACGAACUGAAGCCUCCGCAGCACUAUAAAAACACCCAAAACUCCAUGGAACGGAGCAGACUGAAACAAAGUUGAGAAAAACUUACACACAACACAAUCCCCUCCCUCCUCAUGGUUUCCCUUCAACUAUCUCUCUCCAUGAAGGAAAACAACACUUUUCGCUCCAAUCAGAAGAGAAACAGAGAAGAAGAAGAAGAAGAAGUAUCAGCAGAAGAUAAAGCAGGAUUCAAGCUGAUAAAAAGGCCCAAACUUUGGAAAACCCAAUCACCAAAGCUUGAAUCUUUCAUCGAGCUCAAUCUCGACACUCCCUUACCCCUAGAAUGGCAGCGAUGUCUGGACAUCAAGUCGGGAGAGAUAUAUUUUUACAACACCAUGACUAAAGCGAGGACUUUUAAAGACCCACGAUCGAGCCGGGAAACUCAUAGGUGUCGUCGUCCAAACUUGGACCUGGAGCUGAAUCUCAUGAGAGAAGCACCUGAAAUCCUUGGCGUUGAAACUGAGCAGAGUGCGGAUGAGAAAGAAAUGAUGGCGAUAGUGUGUGCGAGAUGUUACAUGUUGGUGAUGAUGAGCAAGGCGACGCCUUUGUGUCCGAACUGUAAGUUUGCGCCGCCGCAGGGGUUGGGAAGUAAUCCAAAGGUGAGGUUUUUAAGUCGCGUGGAUUAGCAGAAUUGUCUGGUUCUGAUGGAGAAGUUGAAGUACACAGAUGAGUACUUAGUCUGUAUGCAGUAGUAAGAAAAUUAUGUAGUUUUGUGAAUAGUUGAGAUUAAUGUAAGCAGUAUUAUGCAAAGUUUAGAAAUAUAAAAUAUAUUUUUGUAUUACUUUGAUUUUUAUUUAUGUUUUUGGCGGUUUGGG